AUGGCUGUUGUACAAGCAAAAGAUCUUGCUAAAAGCGCUGAUCAAGAUUUUACAAAAAAUUCUGAAUGUCAUGACAGUCCAUAUUCUGGUAACUGCUUGGCAUGUAAUGUACGCACAACAAAUCGGAGGUAUAAAGAGUUGGAAGCGCAGAAAAGUGUUGUUCUCUGUGGACCUUCCCUGACUAGUGAACAUGUUAGUCAUUCACCGGAGGUUCUGACAAAAGAAAUUCAUAAAACUAAAUUGCGUGUAGUUACUACAAAUCGACGUGUCAAGGUCUUUGGAAAUUGGACAGAAGAGAAAUUAUUUGCGGUAUUAACAGACCGAUUAUUACAAAGAUCUGUGAGCGCACCACCAAGGUCCUAUGAGAAAAUUCCGCCUCAGGCUAUUAAACAAAUUACUGCAGGCCUUAGUUAUAAUCCAAUUGUCCAUAGAGGAAUAUAUAGUGAAAAGAUUUUAGAGCAAUUACGUUUCAGUGGUGAGCCUAAAAUAUCGAUCUGAUCACCA
This is a messenger RNA of Athalia rosae (coleseed sawfly), 504 nucleotides long. RefSeq lists its product as uncharacterized. NCBI's taxonomy places the organism in Eukaryota, Metazoa, Arthropoda, Insecta, Hymenoptera, Athaliidae. The record is from RefSeq and is a predicted model, not a curated record. The transcript is spliced from 2 exons. The coding region runs from base 1 to 498 and encodes 165 amino acids.